UUAAUUCAAUUUCCAUACCAAACAAUGCCAUUUCUGUCAUGCAAUUGCGGUCACUGCUCACUGGGCACACGCUGGUUGAACCAAUGUGGAAUAGACGACUUUGCUUUCCCUUCCUCUCAUGACAUCAAUAUUGCUUUUACGACUUCCUUGUGUCAUAUGGAAGAUGAAUAGCAGUGGAUGUGAUAUGCCCAGCUUCAUUAUGAAACAGUAUGAGAAGCAACAAUGCCUGUAGUACACUAUUGUCAUCUUGUUACGCAUUCAUUGGACAUGUGAGACAAACAAUGUUUUGAUUUCCUUUUGGCAGGGACCUCUAUCACAGCCAGAAGUAUAAUUGCUUGUAAUUACUGACCUGAGAAAGAGAGAGAGGUGUGUGUGUGUGCAUGGCUCUAAUUUCUAUCUCUGAUUUCACUGGCAUUAUUUGUAAAUAACCUGUCUAGCAAACAAGACUUUACACGCCUGAAAUCCGAUGCAAAUCUGGUUUUAGUAUGCGCAAUUCACUGGGAACAAUAAGCUACUGUGUAGUACUGGACCUAAAUGUAGGGCCCGACGUCCUGCAUAGGUUGGUGGGGUAUAGAUUGAAGUCAGGCUUCUCUUAAAGGUACACGACUUGUUUACUUUAGUAUUUCAGUCCCUGAAGACUUGAGUCACAUGAUAGGGCUACUUCAUAAAAAGACAUCUGAGCCAGUUUUAAAGGGGUCCGUCAAUGUAAUGUCUUUGAUAUUUCUGCAUUCGAGCAUUGACGAUUUCUGUUUUGCCUCGUAAAUGUUGGGUCGUCGACAAUUAGCUAUGUUUCUAAAUCUCUUUAAGUAAGUCGCCCUCAUUUCAAGUCAUUGCGCUUUCGGCUCUGUUGCUGAAGUACAGAAAUAGACUCAUGGAACCCGCCUUGUGGUCAGAGCCUGCCUGACAGCUACCUGUUAGUUGCCAUAUCAACCCACCAUCAAUCAUCCCAAAACCCGUUGUCAGACCCUCAGGUGGAGAGGCUGUCCCACGUCCAAUCAGAGAGCAGGGGCGGGGCUAGAGGGAGAGCGAGAGAGAAGGGGUUUAUUUCGAGAAAUGAGAGAGAGAGAGAGAGAGAGAGUCUUUUCAGAGCUAAAACAUGGCUGGCAGCAGGUUCACUGUACAGUAGAUGUCUCUCCAAUUUGCCAGCUGUUUGAGAGGCCAGCCACUCUUCUCGCAAUGCAUAUUCUACACUCACACUGCGUUAUAAGGUGGAUCGAUGGCCCGAAAAGGAAAAGAAAGAGCAGCUCAUGUUCGGUGAAGAGCAUGUCUGAAAUGAAGGGAUACGGACAGACUGGGUCAGAGAAUACAGGGUACAUCCCCAGCUAUCUGGAAAAGGAUGAACCGUGUGUGGUGUGUGGAGACAAGGCCACUGGCUACCAUUACCGCUGCAUCACCUGUGAGGGCUGCAAGGGUUUCUUUCGGCGGACGAUUCAGAAGAACCUCCACCCCGCCUACUCCUGUAAGUACGAUGGCUGCUGCAUCAUCGACAAGAUCACCCGCAACCAGUGCCAGCUGUGCCGCUUCAAGAAGUGCAUCGCAGUGGGCAUGGCCAUGGAUCUUGUCCUGGACGACUCCAAGCGGGUGGCCAAGCGGCGUCUGAUCGAGGAGAACCGGGAGAAGAGGAAGAAGGAGGAGAUGGUGAAGACCCUGCAGAACCGGCCAGAGCCCACCGGCUCAGAGUGGGAGCUGAUCCGCAUGCUGACCGAGGCCCACCGCCACACCAACGCACAGGGCUCCCACUGGAAACAGAAACGCAAGUUCCUGCCGGAGGACAUAGGUCAGUCUCCGGUGGCCCCCACGUCGGACGGAGACAAGGUGGACCUGGAGGCCUUCAGUGAGUUUACCAAGAUUAUCACCCCUGCCAUCACCCGCGUCGUCGACUUUGCCAAAAAACUGCCCAUGUUCUCGGAGCUGCCUUGUGAGGACCAGAUCAUCCUAUUGAAAGGCUGCUGUAUGGAGAUCAUGUCGCUGCGCGCCGCCGUGCGCUACGACCCAGAGAGUGAGACGCUGACCCUUAGCGGCGAGAUGGCAGUCAAGCGGGAGCAGUUGAAGAACGGCGGCCUGGGCGUGGUGUCGGAUGCCAUCUUCGACCUGGGCAAGAGCCUGGCACAGUUCAACCUGGAUGACACGGAGGUGGCGCUGCUGCAGGCCGUGCUGCUCAUGAGCUCAGACCGCUCGGGCCUGACGAACAUUGACAAGAUCGAGAAAUGCCAGGAGACCUACCUGCUGGCGUUUGAACACUACAUCAACUACCGCAAGCACAACAUUCCCCACUUCUGGCCCAAGCUGCUGAUGAAGGUGACGGACCUGCGCAUGAUCGGGGCGUGCCACGCCAGCCGCUUCCUCCACAUGAAGGUGGAGUGUCCGACGGAACUUUUCCCCCCUCUCUUCCUAGAGGUCUUCGAGGACCAGGAAGUGUGAGUGGCACCCCCGGAGGAAGUAGUGGAGCGACUUGAGGCAUCUUGGGAAAGGAAGGGAUGUUUUUCUGAAGCUGGGAAGGAUUUUGGCAGGACUUGUGUUUUUCCGACAUUUACGUGGUAAACAACAAACAACGCAACCAGCAGCAGGAGUCAAACAAACAGGAUAUCAUUUUUUUUGACCUACCACCUCUUCAUACCUGUUUUUGGGAAUCAGUUUGGCGGCCCUCCCUGUCUGAGCACGGUGUUUUAUCCAGUGGGAGUUGCAGCCCUUUGCCAAGGCCAACACACACAGACACACACACUCUGGCUCCCCUCUCAGAGCCCUAUUGGAGGCACCUCAGUUGUCACACAUUGCCACUAGAUGGUGUUCUUUGCAGGUUUGCACCUGUUUGAAUUUAUGGCAACCAUCUUUUAAAACCGGUCAGUUAAUUAUACUCCCCGAAUUAGUGUAAGACAAUGAUUCAGGAGAUACGUCACUGACAACACACCCGGACACACACAGAGUUACUGAGUGUGCCAUAUAACUCCUACCGUAGAGUAAAGCUACUAGUACCUACAAUCACGGCUGAACACAACUGAGCCAUUUUCAGACUGGACCGUGAGCAUGUUUUUAACCAAGUCAGGUGCUGUAUUAUAAGGCUACUCCAGUUGUCUGAAAUGUGUAAAUGUGUAAAACUACAGACCACGGCUCCGUAUCUACCUUUGGUUCUGUCAUUAGGCAAGCGCCUGUGACUGGCACUCUCUCAAACCCACACACACACUGGGCAGACCUGCCUUGUCAUUGCCUGUGCUUCUGGUGCCAACAGUAGACCCUCUCAUGAAUGACAAUUGAGCCCUUUUCUCUCCAAGGAAGGUCAUAACAGUGAACAAAAGAGAGAAAGAAGGAGAAGCGCCACUGGCAGGAGUUCUCAGAGGAGAGGGGGGGGGAGAGGGAAAAUAUAGAUUUAAUAGCUGGCAAGCAGAUUCAGUGCCUGGAGACUGAACAGCAUCCUGAAACACACACACACACACACACCCCUACCCUCAGAAACUCAAAGCCUUAUUUACUGUAUAUACUGCUGUGCUGUAGCCCUGACCUGCAGGGUAAGUAAGUCUGAAUCCGCGCCUGUGUGACUCAGCUCAGUAUGGCCCCUUCAGGCUUCCAUACUCAGUCGGUCGUUACUGUAGGGGUCACUGAGAAAGGGCAAGGCCAAUGACGGCUGCCAUUUACCUCAAAGUGGGCACACCCUCAAGGCUGGGGCGCCACCAGGCUCUACCUCACCUCUGGACACAGGGCAGCUGCCCCCAGCCUCCUCCCACACACACACUUUUAAGGAUACUCAACAAACACACAUAGGCACGUGUGACCUCGUAGGCACACAUACAUUAAGACAAAUCAUACAAACACAGGAUACACAAUGUCAGUGUUAUCACUCAGACAAAAGGAAAUACCACUGAAGACAGGAGGGCCUGCCUUUCCCUACGGUCACUUAUCUCUUUUUCGGGGGAGGGGAGGAUGGUAACCAUUAUGUUCAGCUUUUCUCUUUUUUGUUAUGUGGGACCAAGUUUCUCAAUUUGGAAUCACUCUCUUUUUUUUCUUCUGUUGAAACUGAAGCAAAUCAAUCACGUGACGGAGUACAAUGGACAGUCCAGCUGUCACCCUGGAAGAGGAGCGAUACACCGUGAGGAAGCGUAGAACCCCAAGGUGGCCAGGCCAGGCCACUGGCUGUGUUUACCACUGUUUUUGAGGGGAAAAAAGUUCAAAUACAACAUAUUUUUAUUGAAUGCCAAGCAGUAGUUUUUGAACGAGUGAACGAGGCGGAGGGAGGGAUGAAUGGACGGAUGGGUUUCAGCUCCCCGGGAGCAUGUGGAUGAACGCCUGAAGACGCGGAGCGACGGGCGGGAUCGGGAUGGCGGGUACUCAUAGCAGAUGGCCAAGCGUCGCUGCCUCGACCUCAACCGCCGUAGGAGGAGUCCAAACUCAACCUCAACCGCUGGAGGAGGAGUCCAAACUCAACCUCAACCGCUGGAGGAGGAGUCAACCAAGAAAUCCACUGUAAGCAGACCUCAGACCGCUCUGGUGGAGCAGCCAGAAUCCCCUUCCACAGUGCCCCACCCUCCCACUCCACUAGUCUCCCCACCCCCGGCCCUGGCCCAAGCAACGCUGGUCUGGGUUUUGCACUACUGCAGUGGUCCAAACCCCUCUCCCCACCCUCAUCAGCAACUGCACAACCUAGCCCCAACUCAUCUGUCAGUCAUGAACCUUCCUCUGGGAGUCCUGGCCUACUCUAAUGGAAGCCCACUGGGACGGGGCUCCCAACCAACCCAGUCACAUUGUCAGUAUUAAAUCAACAGCCUUCCUCCAACCGUCACCCACUGGGCAGGAGACGUCCCUGGACACCAAACGGAAUCUAGGCCUCUCCCUUGUGAGACAAGGAUGGCCAUAGCAGCUCACUUAGGGUGGCAUCGCCGAAUGAAUGUGAACAGCGAAGGAGCAGUGGGAGCGAGUGAACGAGAGAGUAGGAGAGAGCGAAGGGAGCGGGACAGAGAGACUUCCUUCAUCUGGCAUGGGUUAGAGGGGGAUCGUCGCCCGUUGUCGAAGCACCGUUUGUGAACUUGGAGAAGGGGGAGAUGGCAGUAUAUCAGAUGGUCUCCCCCUUCACUUCCGCAUUGUAACAUUUAAUCCCCCCCCUCAUUUCCACAAAUACCCCCUUCAGCUUUCCAUAAGGAGAGCCACCAACUUUCAAAUGGAGACGAUCGGCAAGAGAAACAGAAUCGGCACUCAAUGGAUUAAAUUCCAAGCUUCUUUGAAAAAGAAUCAAUAACAGAAAAAAAGUAAUCGCAAUAGUGAUGUCCUUCAUUCUCGUGAGCCGAUUGGGUAUGUGUGUUACAAUAGGGGUUGAAAUGCUGCUUUACCUUCUGAGGAAUUUUUUUUUGGGGGAGGGGGAUAUGAUUAUGAACCCAGAAAAGCGAAAUGAGGAAAAGAUGACUUUAAAAAGACUCCUGAACAAAAGUUCAACGCUUGGAGAAUAAGCAGUUUCUUUCUCUCUACAUUUUAUCUCAAUGUUAUUUUUUGUUGAUGUUUGUUUAUGACGCUUAGACUGCUCUGUGUAAAACGGGAAAAAAAGAACAGCCGUAGUCACUUUUUGACGAUGCGUGCAGUGUAACGUAGACAGAAAUGUCACUUAUUUUUCACAUCACCUAUAGUUUGUGUUGACUUCUCUGUUGUCUGUGUAUUUGUCCGAUUGUCCGUCCCUUUUAUCAAGAGGAAUUUACAACAAACAAAA
Molecule: messenger RNA, 5686 nt
Organism: Oncorhynchus mykiss (rainbow trout)
Lineage: Eukaryota; Metazoa; Chordata; Actinopteri; Salmoniformes; Salmonidae
Product: thyroid hormone receptor alpha-B
Biological process (GO): cell differentiation; retinoic acid receptor signaling pathway; positive regulation of transcription by RNA polymerase II
Cellular component (GO): RNA polymerase II transcription regulator complex
Molecular function (GO): nuclear receptor activity; zinc ion binding; RNA polymerase II cis-regulatory region sequence-specific DNA binding
Source: RefSeq, a predicted model, not a curated record